UCCCUCUUUCCCAACCAACUGACCUUAUACUGUACUUUUUCGAGCUCCGACCUCCACCAAGAAUACAUACGUAUCAAAGGAGUAUUACACUCUGUCCUGCAGUGGAGUUUUCCAGCGCCCGAAUACAUAUACCAUACAGCUUGUCGGACGGCGUCAACACGUAGCCACGCUACAGCUUUUCCCGCUCAUUUGUGGGCGGUAACCUGGGAGGGUCUCGCGAGGGUUGUUUUCCCAGGAAAGUGUUGGCUCUUAUGGUGGCUGCUCGAGGCAGCGGAUGGUGUUAGCACGAGAGACGCAGCUGGACUCCGACGCAUUUAGGACGAACGACAUGCACUCGGAUUUUAGGGCCAAUGAAGGGGGCUCAAAAGAGGAAGUUAUGCAGGAUGACACCAGCUUCGGCACAUCUCGACCACCGACGGAACUAUACCCGCAACGUUCGACUCCCGGGGUCUCCUCGCCUUUCGAGAGGGACCUCAUGUUCUUGAUCACCCGAUUCUUGUCCGGCACCACGUUCCAAAGAACCUACAACACCCUAUGUGAAGAGCUGGGAGGGCGCUCGGGGGAAGUCAAAGAGGAAAGCGUAUUGCCGAUGCGCGUGGACUGGAUGGGACAGCGACAUCCGCUGACAUACGCGCAGCUGACAGAGGAAAACCCGCAUGUGCUACCCGAUCAUCUGCCACGGCUGUUCGAGAAGGUUUCGGAAGCUGCCAGCUCAAACGAGUCUUCAUUGAUGCCCUCACUUAUGAGCUCGAAAGCGGCGCUGGCGAUGAAUCUAGGCUUGGGAGCGACUGCAGCGAAGCCUUUUUCGAGGAGAGCGAUUGCGUCGCAGUGGCGAACGCGGCCAAUCUAUGCGACUCGCGCCCAUGAGAAUGCACAGCGGACCACUUUGCGCUUCGACACGCCGUUGUCAAUAUACUACAAACGCUUUGAGAGGUUGCUUACCACCAGAGGCCAUCAUUGUGCCAUAUUCAACGGCAUUUUCGACAAGACCGGCUCAGUUUACAUAACGGGUGGAGACGACAGUCUUGUGAAAGUGUGGUGCGCGAAGACGGGGUAUUUGAUGCGCACUCUUCGCGGACAUUGCACCUUCAUGGACACGAACGCUGUUCUGGAGCAUCAUGUCAUCUUGGAUGUCGCACUCAAUGAUGAUAAUACCCUUCUGGCAACUGCCUCGUCGGACGAAACUGUGCAGAUAUGGGAUACCCAGUCCUGGCACCCUCUUAUCACACUGAAAAUCGGAAAGGAAAUCACAAAAAUCGCGUUUUCCCCUGCGCCUCUGGAGGAGUGUAAAUGCUUCUUGGUGGGAGCGAAGGACGGCAAAGUGCGGGUGUACAGAUGGCUCCCAGCAGAGAAAAACUUCGAGCUAAAGCCCUUGAUAUUGAACACUCAAGACAAGCGCACCGACAGCGUGCGGACCGUUGUCUUUGAUCGCAUCGGAAGCCGAUUUGCCGUUGGGGGAACCGACGGGUUUAUCCACAUCUACCGCAUCCUACCGAAGAUAACAGAGAAGCCACUGCAAAAUCGGAAGGCCCCUCCGCAUAUUGACAACGGGUCCGCCAGCGAAUCGAAGAUAACCGAGAAGCCACAGCAAAAUCGGAAAAACGCUCCGCACAUCGACAACGGCUCCGCCAGCGAUCCGGAAUUCUGUGUCUACAAAGGAAAACUAGAUGCCACCUCCAUCAACUCCGAGGAGAAGCCGAAGCGAUUUGGCGAUAUUGGCGUGAAAGAAUUGAGGUUUAGUCAUAGUGGAGAUCGGUUCGCUUCUGGAUGCAUGGAUGGGACGAUAGCCAUCUACAAUUACUGUGACACCACUUUCAAAUGGGAGGCAAUCAAAUUACGAGCAAUUGUAGACACUCCGACAGGCGCGAGUACAGAAAGCAACACUUCGACUGGACAGACCGCUGAUCAACCUACGGCCGUGCCGAGUACAGAUGCGCCCCAACCAUUGAACGGCAUCGGGUUACCGUUUCUUGGCUUAGGAAGCCACCCAGCUCCAGACACACCACAUUUGGAUGGCACUCCGGAAGUGGGCCAGGUUGUCAAUGGUGCUACUGAAGUUGUUCCCCCCGCGCCUAUUGAUUCACCACCAGGCAGUGUUGCCGCCGUUGUACCACCAACGGCAGUGGGCGAGCCCGAAGUCUCCGCAGAGGAGGUGGCUGGUAUCACAGCUUUGUGCUGGUCUCUCGAUGACCGCAAGGUGAUAACGGUUACCUCCGACUACCAUCUUCGGGUCUGGGAUUCUCAAAAUGGGGAUCUUCUUCACGUACUGCAAGCCCACACCUCGGCUGUUUACAACCUGGAUCCACAUCCUCUGGAUCCUGAUAUAGUGUUGUCUGCGUCUUACGACGGAAAGCUUAUCAUAUGGGAUAUCAGUCGCGGCACAGAAUUGAGGCGUUUCGAGCACGAGCGUCCUCUCCUCGAUGCUUCGUUCUCUCCCGAAGGCAACCUCAUUGGAGCCGCUGACAUGGCUGGCCUGACGCACUUCUUUGGAACGGGCUUGGAUCCGACCAAGUUCACUGAUUACUAUGAGCAGUUUUAUCCUUGCGACUUCACGGCGGUCGGAUAUCAGGACGGAAUAUUGCAGGAUUUGCACAACAGCACUCUGCCGCAUUUGGUGCCGAUGGAGUAUCUCGUUGAUGCACGGCAGAGUCCAUACCGCAUCGACUAUCCAGUGCUGAAGCAGGAUUUUGCGCUAGAUCGGAGCCUACCUAUCGACACGCCACCGCUGGUACACGAUCGCAAAGUCAGAAUGUUCAUCCUGGAUACCAGAGUAGGACAGACUUCAACCGAGCAGCCGUUUGUGUGGUCACAACAAGAGGACAAGAAGCGGCGGAAAGCACGUCCGAUCAAUACGGCACCCACUGAAGCUGACAGGGAGGAGAUGGAGGCACUGACGUCCGCGGAGCCGAUUGUUCCCUUGCCAGAAUCUAGCGGGGAGGAGUUUGCGGGGGGAGAGGAGUCCAGUGAAGGCGACGAGUCGGAUUCCGAAGGAUUCGGUUGGUUGACGCCCGAAAGGGAAAACGACGAUGAAUUCAUCGAUGAUUCCGACGAUCACGGGCAAGGGGGUAGCAGUUCACGACCGCGCAGGGCAAACGGCUCGAAACUGAAUCUUCGGUCAAAGAGGAAGGGAAGAAAGAGGUCACGGCGGGAUGGAAGGGGGCCGCCCCGGAAGCGGAAACGGCUGGACGAUGACGACAAUGAGGAUGAGUUUGACGAUGAUGAGGGCCCCACGCGCUCCAGCCGGCGCAAAGUCAAGCGGAAAUCUUUCAAAGAGUAUGUCAGCGGAGGAGAUGAUGACGACGAGUUUGCGACCGACGAGGACGACUUGGUUGUCACAGACCGCAAAGGAAAGGCCGCUGCUACAUCCUCAUCCCAGCGGAAGAGCAAGAAAACCAAAAUGGACGUCGUCGAAGAAUAUCCGGCUGGCAUCGUGAAGCCAUGUGCUUGGGUCUCCACGACUGAUUCGAAGCGCUCGCCGUAUUUACCGCAGAUCGGCGACUUUGUUGCCUACGUCAAACAAGGUCACAUCGAUUUCGUGAAACAAGCGGUCGACGAGGGAUACAAAGUUGACUGCCCUCCAGGCGAGCACCGUGGCGAAGUCGUCUAUGGAGUGGUCGACAAGCUGUAUUUCUCUCCCGGCGAGCCGGUCAAAUGCACAUUGUCCCUGCACGUUCACGACGAGGAGGUCCGAAGCUUUGGACCCGUACCCGACCGCAGGAGAUUGACACCGGUGGCGAAGGGCGGUCGAAAGGACAUCCUGAAAGUACAGUUCUGGGAUCUGGACGGCAUUACAGAUUUCAUCCUCCUCUUCGAACACUACCGGGAUGCCGUCCUUGAGGAUUGGGAAGAGGGCGCUGCAGUGAUUGUCGACUACCCGGACAAGCCAUACGAUGGGCGGAUACAGGCCAUUUACCCCCGGGAAUCGCCGUGGAACAAGUACCUCAUCCGGUGGGAUGAGGGUGGUGAACCACUCGCUGUUUGUCCGUGGGAGCUUCGAAAGCUCGAUGCGGAGUUGGAGGAUGUGCCACCGGAGCGUUUGAGCGGGGACGACAUGCAAAGAGUGUGUGACAUCAUCGACAACUGGAAGUCUAGGGAUGGCAUGGAAUUCUUCUUGAACGAAGUAGAUUAUGAGACGUACCCGUCGUAUCUUACCAUGAUAGCGUAUCCGAUGUUUGUGGAUCUUAUCCGUGAUCGGAUACGCGGAGGAUUUUAUCGACGCCUGGAGGUAUGCGAUUGCUUUCGGUUUUGCUGGAGACCAGAGAGAAGGAUGUUCUUGACGACCUGAUUUUGCAGUCGGUUGCAUGGGAUGUGGAUAUCAUGAUGCAGAAUGCGAUGACCUUCAACGCCGAUGGAUCUGAGCUAUACAUGUUCGCCGCUUCGCAGUUCCCAGUUCUCCGUGACCAAAUAAUGGAUGGCAUGAGGUUGGGAAAUGAGAGACGCUGGUCUCAUACGGGGCUGCACCCCUCACUACCGCUCAAAAAGCCAACAUUGAAGUUGAAGUUUACAUCC
Molecule: messenger RNA, 4509 nt
Organism: Fimicolochytrium jonesii
Lineage: Eukaryota; Fungi; Chytridiomycota; Chytridiomycetes; Spizellomycetales; Powellomycetaceae
Exons: 9
Coding region: 275-4285 (1336 amino acids)
Biological process (GO): regulation of cell shape; regulation of transcription by RNA polymerase II; cytoskeleton organization
Cellular component (GO): nucleus
Molecular function (GO): protein binding
Source: RefSeq, a predicted model, not a curated record